AUGACCGAUACUCUCCACGACUCGACGGCGCCUCGGCCGGUUCGCAAGAAGUUUGCCAAACCGCCAGUCAAAGUAGCCUGUCUGCCCUGCAAACGAGGCGGGCCACGCAAAAAGAAGGAGAAGUCCUCGUUGUCCCCAGAGGAAGAACCGAGCCACGAUGACGCUCAAUAUGUGGGUGUGCCUUCACCUUCGGAAUUUGAAGAAGCACCGGGGAUGUUCAGUCAAAUCGAUGAACUGUCCGUGCCUGGCGCAGGUCUGAGACAUCUCGAGUUCCAGUCUGACGUUCCAUCGAUGUUUGAGGGCUUCUUCACUGGUGACGGGGGCCAGUCGCAUAUGCGAGUGCCCCCUACGCCGCCCUCCCUCAACAGCGCUCAGUCUUUCGUGAGGACCUACGGAAGUGAAGCGGAAAUUUUGAACGCCUACUAUGAUUUUAUUCAUUACUACUUUCCCAUUCUUCCGCCGCGGGCAGCACCACCAUGCCGUGAUCGGCCCUUGGACCGUCCAGUCCCAUGUUCAAACAACUCUGAGCCGACGAUGAUGUACCGGCCUCGUUCACCUCUAAGUCUUGCGAUUUCCGCAAUCUUGGCUCUGGUUCCACAUCCAAAUGAUAUGGACCCGUCCUCGCCAGCGUUUGUAAUGCAGCGCAGAGCAUACGCACAUAGUUUCGCUCAACUUGCCAAUACAACUAUCGAAGCAGAGUGCGAUCUUGACAUGUCGUCGAAUGACCCUGGCCAGGCAUUAUCCUCCUCACGUCCUUUCAUCGGCCGGGAAAGGUUCCACCCCCAAACUCCGGUGGACCUUGAGAGCCUCCUGGCUCUCUUGGUACUCUCGGUUUAUGAGUACGCCCAGCGUGGUAAUUUGCUCAAGAUGCGAUAUCGUGCCGGUCAGGCUCUUGCCAUUGCUUUGGACAAGGGUCUCCAUGCCCAAAUGGGCGAUGAUGAGUAUUCGGAGGCUCGACGAAGAGCUUGGUGGAUGACGUAUUACUGCGUGAUUCAAGGCUCUAUUGUUAGCACAACGAUGCCUGCCAUCGUGAUCAACGACCCUCAAUUCACAACUCCGUAUCCUACAUUUUCAUCAGACACCGAGGUUUGCACCCAAAUCCUUGUGGAUGAUUUCCAUUUACUUACAACUGUUCAGGGUUGGUCGAUCUUAAUACAAGCGCAGCAAGUACUUGUAUCGGCGACUCAAUUCAUCGGCGACCUAACCAAGUGCCUUGCAUCUCAAUCGGGCAUGUACUAUAUGUUCGAGAGAAUGCAACAACUGGAUGCCUGGACGAACUCUGUCAUUGCGCAAGUCGAAUUGCUUCCCCUUGUGCCGCCGACACAUGGCUUUGGUGACCACGAUGAAACGAUCACAGCACAAAGCAUACGUGCAAUAUCCCGAAUCAAACUAUCCAGGUCAGCGCUCCUCCCAUUCCCACAUAUAGACCCAUGUAUUAACACCAUCCCCAGCGCACAAAUCAAAACGCACCGCUUCCGAGCCUUCUCCGACAUCCCAAUCUUCAUCAAGAGACACUGCGACCUAACAGCAGCAACCCAAGCCGCCGCCAACCCAAACAUCUCCCCCAAACCCUCAGGAAUCCACAACAUAUCCUGCUCCUGCACAACCCUAACAUCCUUCGAGCGAGCCCCCUCAUCAGACUACAUGACCCCAUCCGACUCAUCCACCUCCUCCGAAAUCCCCCCAGAUCCCUACACCCCGCAGUACUCGCAAUACUCCUUUGCCUCCGGCUUCCCCUACAGCAGCCAGCAAUCCGCCAAAAUCUGCCUCCAGGCCGCCCUCGUCAUCUCCCGCAUGUUCCACAGCCUGCCGGUCCCACAGCCCCUGACGCAUUCACCACCCGACCCGGCCCGUCCUUUACCUCGGACCAUGCCCUCCUUUGCCUGCUGUCUGAUGCAGAGUAGCUACGCUCUUUUCAUGAUCUACUACAAGGCGCGUGUGGCGAAACAGCUCUCACCCGAUUCGGAGAACGAACGGGGGAGGGAUGCGACUGGGCAGCUGAUCGAGGAGUUGCGGCAGGGGUUGGAGAGAAUUAUCGGUACGGUGUCGAAUUAUUCGCAGGCUUUUGAGGCUUUGGAUGGGAUGAGAGGUUCGUUUCCUUCGUUUCGUGAUAUGCGGGGUUCUCUUGCUAAUGAUCUGAUAGAUGAAAUCGAAGGUGCAUAUAAAACGGCGUUCCCGACUGCAUUGGUAUAG
Penicillium bovifimosum is the source of this 2193-nucleotide messenger RNA. RefSeq lists its product as uncharacterized. Gene Ontology annotation, molecular function: DNA binding; zinc ion binding. NCBI's taxonomy places the organism in Eukaryota, Fungi, Ascomycota, Eurotiomycetes, Eurotiales, Aspergillaceae. Gene Ontology annotation, biological process: DNA-templated transcription. The record is from RefSeq and is a predicted model, not a curated record. The transcript has 6 exons. Bases 1 to 2193 code for a protein of 730 amino acids.